AUGUUAAGUAUUAUCACCCUUUUUCUUAUUUUUUUAGUUUGUAAGAGUCAAAGGGCUAAUUCAAUUAAAAAGGAUAAUAUAUUUCCAGGAGCAGAUAUUGUAAAUAAUGCAAUGAAAGAAUUUAGUGAAAUUUUAGAGUUAUUAAUUGGAAAUAGUACGAUUCCUAAAGAAUUGACUGAUAGUCAAAGUAAAUUACCAAAUAAUGAAGAGCCAAAAACAGGAAGAGAGCAUUUAAUAAAAUACUUAAAUCAAGUAUUAUUACGAGACAUAAGUGAUAAAGAAAGAGAAAAAAUAGUAGGAGAUAAAAACUAUGAUCAUUACAUUGCCAAUAUUCAUUUAAGUGCAGCAGUUGAGAUGGAAGAUCCAAUUGCACAAUUAAUUUUAGCAAAUAAAAAGAAUACUGAAAGUCAUUUAGAUGAAGAAUGUUAUGAAGUAGUAGAAUUAUAUAUAAAAGGAUUAAAUAAAUGGUUAUCAUAUGAUUCUGAAUUUCAGUUACCAAUGGGAUUUCCAUUACUUCAACCAGUAACAUAUGGAUAUGCACAUAAAAACGCAGUACCAUUUUUAAAAGAAAAACUCAAUUAUUUAACGCAAGAAAUUAAACAUAUAAUUCAGUAUGAAACAAUAAGUUCAACUGAAAUGAUUUAUUUAGGAAAGUUAUUAUAUAGAUUAGGAUAUAAAGGAAAAGAAAUUUAUGACUUAUUUAUAAAAGCAGGAGAUAUGGGAAAUAAUGAUGGUAUUGUUCUUGCUGGAAUUUUAACAGAAUUAGGAGUUGGUGUACCAAUGGAUAAAAUAAAAGCAGCAGAAAUAUAUUAUGAAACAUUAAAUAAAUCAAAAUUGGCACAUACAAGACUAGGUUUAAUGUAUCAACAAACUAAUUCUCCAAUUGGAUUUUCAUUAGAAGAAACUUUUUCUAAUUUAAAGAAAGGAGCAUCAAAUGGACAUGUUGAUGCAUUUUAUCAUUUAACAAAUUUAUAUAAUAGACCAUCAACUCCUUUUUAUAACCAAAGUCUUUCACAACUUUAUAGUAAACAAAUGUUAGUUAGUGACCAAAGUCAUGAACAAGGUUCAUAUUCAUUAGCUUUUUCAUUAUUUGAAAAUAAUUCAUCAAUCGGUUGUUCUUCUAGUAUUACUUUACUUCAUCAUAUUUUAUUUAAAUUAAAUCUUCAAUUCCAAAUUUUAAAUGAAUUAGCUGAUAGAUAUUAUAAUAAUAAUAUGUAUCAUCCUGCUUUAAUGAUUUAUCAAUUUUUAUCAGAAUUAGGUUUUGCUAAUGCUCAAUUAAAUGCUGCUUUUAUGCUUGAAGCAGGUCAAGGUUGUCAAAAUGUUUCUUAUGAACUUCGUAUGUUAAAAGCACUUCAUUUAUAUGAAACAAUUUUUAGAGGAAAGAAAAAUAAUCUUCUUUGGACUUUAUUUAUGAAAGAAAUUCCUGGUUUAAGUGGAGUUGAAGCUGGAAGAAUUGGGGAUUAUUAUUAUUAUGGUAUUGAAAAGGCUCCUGCAUUAGAUAAAGCUGUCGAGUGGUAUUUAAUCGCUACAUCAUCGAA
This is a messenger RNA of Entamoeba dispar SAW760, 1538 nucleotides long. RefSeq lists its product as uncharacterized. The annotation marks the transcript as partial. Gene Ontology annotation, molecular function: protein binding. The record is from RefSeq and is a predicted model, not a curated record. Lineage: Eukaryota; Evosea; Mastigamoebida; Endamoebidae. The transcript has a single exon.